AGAAGAAUCCGAAUAUGCUGCGAGGGGUAAAUGAGGGACAUCAGUGAGGUUACAAAGGCAGCGCUUGGCUGUGAGGGAAAGGCUGGAGCAGGUUAGGAGGCUUCACUUGAUGCUGACGUAAAACAUGUCCGCCCUUUGUCUCCCGUCUGUCUUUCUACAGUUUAACCUACAUGUCCGUCCUCCUUUGGCGAUCCAAUUAGUCCUUUGCUUCAUCCAUCCUUUCCACCCGCCUUCUUCUCUUCAAGUAAUAAGAUUGACAGUGUUGAGCUAGAGUUUUAAUGGCCAACAGUGAACAAACACACACACAGACACACACAGAGGCAACCUCCGCUCCUGAAUUACAGCGCUGCCACACCUCCAGCUCUCUGUAAUCUGCCUCCGUAGACCACAGUGUGCUGAGUGAAGAACUUACAGAGGGGUGAAGAGGCAUCGAAAGGUGCACAAAACAGAAAAAAACUCAUCGGAUUUAAAGGAAGCAAGAAGGCAAAUCAAAGAAAUAGAAAAAUGGAUUAACAGAAAGAGGAAGAACUGGCAUCGUUUUUGUUGUUGUUGGAGACGAGGAGUUUCAAGGACUAAAGCCGUGACCUUCCAGAGCCUUCCAGCAAAUCCUCCCUUUUCUGCAGAAGACCUGGACUAUCUCUGUCAUCAUGGUGGACCUGUUCCUAGACCGAGUUCUGGUGGAGAACAACUGGGACCAGGAUGAACUCAACACGGAGCGGGAGAUCAUCGGGAUCCUCGAAAACCGCAUCGUGAUGCUGUUCUUUGCCUCUGCAGAGUGCGGCAGGUGCCAGGAGUUCCUGCCGCUUCUGAAUGACUUUUUUAAGAGACUGAAAGACCCGGCAUACAUCGAAUACCCCAAACUGCUCGCCCUCGUCUACGUCAGGUCUCCACCCGUCUUUCUUUGUAUCUCCUUCAUGCCCACAUGUGAUUGCAUGACUUUCCACUCUCCAGUUUCAUCCUUCACAAAAUGUCCAUCUCCAUCUCCUCUCUCCAGCUUGGACCAGUCGGAGGCGCAGCAGGAGAGAUUCCUCAGAGAUCUGCACAAAAAGGUCCUGUUUUUGACCUUUGAUGAUCCAUACAAGAAAGAACUACAGGUCAGGUUUAAGGUGAAGGAAGUACCAACAGUCGUGGUGCUUCGUCCCGACGGCUCCGUCCUGUCUCCAAAUGCUGUGAAAGACAUCUGCCAUUUGGGGUGUGACUGUUUCAGAGACUGGCAGGAAUCAGCUGAGCUCAUUGAGAGGAGCUUCAUGCUCAACGAGGAGUUUGACAACCUAAAUAUGCGAAGUGCCACUGACCCCGUGAGGAGGCUCAAGUACAGGACAGAGGACGACAAGAGGAAACAAAGAUGGUGGAAUUUAUGGGGGAAGGACAAAGAGAAAUGUGAGGAGGAAGAGCAGUUAAAAGAUGCGACGCUGGAUAGAAAGAGAAAGGAGGGAGACACAGGAACGUGGAGGAGAAGAUGAACAAGAAAAAACAUCCAUAUUAAAGGCAUUAUUUUGUCUGUUGUUUUAAGUCCUCGCGUUGACUUCCUUAGGAGUUAAACCUUUGUUACUGAUUCUGAAACUUCUUUUAAAGCCCUUUUAAAAAAACUUCUGCCUGUGGAGCAAAACGCAAAUUCAUGUACACAACUAUUCCACUUUGUGUUAUGUGUCCACACAACUUUGAAAGGGAGUGAAAUACAACACGAGACUUCGUAUAUUUAAACAAAAUAUACGAUGCAGUCUUUACUCUGUCAAUUAAUGACAAGUUACAGAAAGUAUGAUGCGUUUUCAGUCAUUAGCAACAUACAUGCAUCUAAUAUAUAUAAUAGAUUAUUUGUGCUUAUACAAGCACACAUAUGAAUAUGAAGCUGCAUGUCUGCCUGAUGUGUAGAUAAUAACACAUUAUUAUUAUUAUAAAAAAAGUCAUUGUAGCCGAAGGCGCUGGAGUCUAAAUUUGAAAUCAAUAUUUUGUCAAGCACUAUGUGUACGUUGUUUAUUGCAUUACCUUUGCCAUGUUAAUUAUGGUGUAUCCCUCGAGCUAAUGUUUCUAAUCUUUAUUUUGUCAUUAUAAAAAUAUGUCCCUUAAUAUGACUUGCAUUGUAUGUGAAAUAGCAAAGUAAAGUAUUGUACUAACAGCGUGUGACAUACCGGCCUCUUCUCUGCUCACUG
Molecule: messenger RNA, 2150 nt
Organism: Pungitius pungitius (ninespine stickleback)
Lineage: Eukaryota; Metazoa; Chordata; Actinopteri; Perciformes; Gasterosteidae
Product: nucleoredoxin-like protein 1
Exons: 4
Coding region: 648-1463 (271 amino acids)
Biological process (GO): photoreceptor cell maintenance
Cellular component (GO): mitochondrion
Source: RefSeq, a predicted model, not a curated record